Acanthamoeba castellanii str. Neff is the source of this 2172-nucleotide messenger RNA. RefSeq names its product SGT1 protein. Gene Ontology annotation, cellular component: nucleus. The coding region runs from base 1 to 2172 and encodes 723 amino acids. The transcript has 16 exons. The record is from RefSeq and is a predicted model, not a curated record. NCBI's taxonomy places the organism in Eukaryota, Discosea, Longamoebia, Acanthamoebidae.
AUGGACGCAUUCGGCGGUGCAGGCAUGGAAUGGCCUCAAUUGGCGGACGGUGGGCAGGAGGACUUUGUCGAGUACCACCUCUUCUCGAAUCAAGCGCUCCAAAAGCAAACUGCCGAUGAGCAAAUUCAAGUGCUGCACAAGUUGAAGCGUGAGUACGAUGAGCUCGUGCAACAGUGGACCAAGGACUACAUCUGGCAGAAGGAGCCCUUCGAGCUCAAGCUCUAUCGGCCAGCGCAAGAGCUGCCUCAUCUGUGGGGCCGCACACGGUUCGGCGAUAGCGUCGACGACGAAUGGUUCAUUGUGUGGCUCCUCUUCCAGCUGUCUCGACACGAUUCAGACCUAGCUGCGAGUGUUACAGACAACGACGGUCAGUUCCUGCUUAUCGAAGCUGCCCUGGUCAUUCCGCGCUGGAUCAAGCCUGAGACCACCAAAAACAGGAUCUGGAUUCACAAAGGCAGCGUACACAUCAUUCCCCUGCCCCGUACGCCGGCAGAACUCACACAGAUCCCAUCGUCGCUUGACGACCUUGCGGUCACCCUUGCCGUCAUCUUCAACUCCAAGAUCAGGACUCUCGCAGACAAACCUGUCCAGGAGGCAAUCGACGCCAAGGUGAGAGAAUACCCGGCAAAGGCGCAUGAGUUCCACUACGCCAGAUGCUGCCUUCCCUGGCAGAUAGCGCGCAUCCUUCUCGAGCGACCUCAGAUGGUCGCUCCUGCGGUGGAAGCCUUCUUCCAUCGCGAUCUCGACGACAUGUUCCUCUGUUCGAAGAUGGAGAAGUUCCCUCCUGGACUGUUCAUUCCUCCUAGCCCGGCUGCAGGCGCGGUCGCCUCACUCACUCUCGACAAACCGGGAAUGGUGAUGACCAUGGUGCGAUUCACAAGAUGUCUCUACGCUAUGCUCGCCUCGCAACGUUUCGAGCCGCCCAAAGUCUUUGCCCCCUACAUCCCCCCGGAGGAGCACCCGGACCAUCACGCCCACGUGCUGGGCAUGAAGCUCGCUUGUGGGUUCGAGAUUCUCUACGACAUCAAACGGAAGAGCAAAGCCGACGAAGCCGCCGCGACCGCGACAUACGACUUUGAGGCGGACCGAGAAUGGAAGGCCUUCCUUCAUACGCUGGAGGGACUCGGUUACUUCCAGAGUGAGGUCAAGGGCUCGCGGGAGUACCAACGGAAGCUGGGUGUGGCCAAGCAGAAGUACCUGGAGGACCGACACCAACAACAGGCAACGGGGAAGCGCGACGAGAAGAGCUCCGCCCAAAAGGGCAGAAGCGAGGAGGACCUGAGCGCCGACGAAGCGAUGCAACGAAUGCUCCAGAAGGAGAUUGACGAAAUCCUCGCACGACCCUUGGACGGGAGCGAAUUCCUCCGGUCUUUGCACGAUUCUAUUCGGCCUGAUGACCGACUAGACUGGAUGACCGUCACGCCUGAGGAGGUGGACGACAUUCUCGCUCGUAAGCAACAGGAGUUCGAUGCCUACGAGGCAAAGGAGAUGAACAAGAAGGUGGAGAAGAAGACCGCGGCCAAAGCGUCGAAGAAGAAGAAGACCAGGGCAGCAGGUGGCGAAGAGGGCGAUGACAAUGUCGACAUGAAGAUGAUGAUGGAGCUCGUCGGCGGCAUGAAGGACUUCAUGGGCAAGGUGUCGAGCUUCGAAGGCGCCGAAUUUCCGAGCAGCGCAGCCGGGGACGAAGCGAUGUCGUUCGACGCCGAUCGAUUCAUGCAGAUCAUGCAGCAGGCGCUGGGUGGGUCGGGCAUGGACCACGGCGAAAUGAGCCUGGACGACGAAGACGAGUCGGAAGAGGAGCCCGACGAGUUCUUUGGCAUGGGCAGCGAUGAGGAUGAAGAGGAAGAAGAGGAAGAGACAGAUCGCAACAGCGCCCAGGCCGACCAACAGAAGAUGCGAAGACUCAUGAGAGAGAUGGAUCUGGAGCUUCAGAAGACGAAGCUUGCCGACGACUUCGAGAAGGCGCCCAGACCCGAGGAAGUCCUCGGCACCGAUACCGCAAGUGCUGGAGAUGGGGGAGAAGAAGAGGAAGAGCUGCGGCCGGUGGACAUCAACCUCAACCUCAUGAAGAACAUCCUCGACUCGAUCGAAGCCCAAUCGGGCAUGGCCGGGCCGGGCACCAACAUCCUCAAGGAACUGCGCGACCUCAGCCUGGGCGGCGGCAAGAAGUGA